AUGAAUGCUGAGAUAUCUGCUCUUGAGGAUAAUCAUACUUGGAUUCUUGUUGAUCUUCCUGCAGGUAAAGUUCCAGUUAGAUGUAAAUGGGUGUACAAAGUCAAGUAUCAUGCUGAUAACACUAUAGAGAGAUACAAAGCUACGCUGGUAUCUAAAGGUUAUACUCAACUUGAAGGUGUGGAUUAUUUUGAUACAUUUUCACCUGUUGCAAAGAUUACCAUAGUCAGGCUUGAUGUCAAUAAUGCUUUUCUUCAUGUAGAUCUAAAUGAAGAAGUCUAUAUGCAUCCUCCUCCUGGUUAUGGCAGUUAUGGAAACUCCCUCGCAGAGAUUACACAAGUCAAUACAUUCUUAGAUCAAAAGUUUCGAAUCAAAGAUCUUGGCCAACUCAAAUAUUUCCUUGGUUUAGAAAUUGCUAGAUCCACUUCAGGGAUUUUUCUCAAUCAAAGGAAAUAUGUUUUAGAGUUUCUUGAAGACACAGGUUUUCUCGGAGCUAAACUUGUUUCAACUCCCAUUGAUCCCAACACCAAACUUUCCUCUACUAAUGGCAUUCCUUUAGAUGAUCCUUCAUCCUACAUGAAGUUGAUUGGCAGACUUUUAUAUCUCACUAAUACUCGCCCUGGAAUUUCUUAUUCUGUACAACACCUUAGCCAAUUUGUUUCAAACCCCUUUAUCCCUCAUUACCAAGUUGCAACUAGAGUUCUAAGAUAUCUAAAAGCUUUUCCUGCACAAGGUGUGCUCUUUUCCAGCUCUAGUGCCUUAAAACUUCAUGGGUUUGCAGACUCCGAUGGGGCUCGUUGCCCAGAUUCCAGGAGAUCAGUAACUGGUUUUUGUGUGCUCUUGGGUGAUUAUCUCCUUUCAUGGCGGUCUAAGAAACAAAAUACCGUGUCUCGAUCGUCCACUGAGGCAGAAUACAAGGCUCUGACUUCUCUUACGUGCGAGAUAUAG
Vicia villosa (hairy vetch) is the source of this 945-nucleotide messenger RNA. RefSeq lists its product as uncharacterized. NCBI's taxonomy places the organism in Eukaryota, Viridiplantae, Streptophyta, Magnoliopsida, Fabales, Fabaceae. The transcript has 3 exons. The coding region runs from base 1 to 945 and encodes 314 amino acids. The record is from RefSeq and is a predicted model, not a curated record.